Messenger RNA from Apus apus (common swift), 3489 nucleotides. Its product is annotated as mitochondrial amidoxime reducing component 2-like. The transcript is spliced from 7 exons. NCBI's taxonomy places the organism in Eukaryota, Metazoa, Chordata, Aves, Apodiformes, Apodidae. Gene Ontology annotation, biological process: nitrate metabolic process. Gene Ontology annotation, molecular function: nitrate reductase activity; pyridoxal phosphate binding; molybdopterin cofactor binding. Gene Ontology annotation, cellular component: mitochondrial inner membrane. The coding region runs from base 38 to 1066 and encodes 342 amino acids. The record is from RefSeq and is a predicted model, not a curated record.
CGUCCUCCGGCCGCCGGGCCCGCGGGGCGCAGCCGCCAUGAGCGGGCCGCGGGCCGCGGCGGGGCUGCUGGCGGCGCGGCCGGGCUGGGCGUGGGGGCCGGCGGCGGCGGCGCUGCUGCCGCUGGGCGCCCUGCUGGGGGCCGCCCUGCUGCGGGGCGCCUGGCGCUGGGGGGCCGGGCGGGGCUGGGGGCGCCGGCGGCGGCGGCUGCAGCGGGUGGGGACGGUGUUGAAGCUCUUCGUGUACCCGGUGAAGUCGUGCCGGGGGGUGGCGGUGGGGCGAGCGCAGGUGACGCCGAUGGGGCUGCGGACUGGGGAGCUGCGGGACAGGUUUUGGCUUGUGGUCAAGGAGGAUGGGCACAUGGUUACAGCUCGCCAGGAGCCGCGGCUGGUCCUCGUUUCUGUCGACUCUGAAAAUGGGCACUUGAUCUUGGAAGCCCCGGAGAUGAAGAAGCUGGCCUUGCCUGUAAAGCUCCCCAGGAAAAAUCCUGUGAGGAACUGCAGGAUAUUUGGACUGGAUAUCCAAGGCAGGGACUGUGGAGAUGAAGUGGCUCAAUGGAUCACCACUUUCCUGAAAUCAGAACCGUAUCGACUGGUGCACUUUGAGCCCUCCAUGGUGCCAAGAAAGUCAAAGGACAUCAUAAACCUUUUCCGAAGCACUGAUGAGGUUGCCUAUCCUGACUGUAGCCCAGCCCUGAUCAUCUCAGAAGCUUCACUGGAAGAUCUAAAUUCUAGGUUGGAGAAGAAAGUUAAGAUAGAGAACUUCAGACCAAACAUUCUUGUGACAGAUUGCAGUCCUUUUGAGGAGGACACCUGGGAGGACAUUCUAAUUGGCGAUGUGGAGAUGAAAGGGACAGUGUGCUGUGCCAGGUGUAUUUUAACAACUGUUAACCCAGACACUGGCGUCCUGGACAGGAAGGAGCCCCUGGAAACAUUGAAAAGCUACCGCUUGUGUGACCCCUCUGAGCGGCACAUAUACAAAUCCAGCCCUCUCUUUGGAAGAUACUUCGCUGUUGACAAAACUGGAACGAUUCGAGUUGGAGACCCUGUGUACAAGAUGGUCCAAUAAUGAGAGAGACUCUGAUCAGAAGAUGCCUUUUCACUUUGAUAUGCAAAUUAUUUUCCCAUUAACACCGUCACGAGCAGAACUUUUUCUUACUCCUUGCAACGUUUUUUCUGUUAUGUUCCUUUGUAAGGUGCCAGGGGGUGUUUGAGGCUAUGAAGUGCCAGUUGUUUCAGAUCGUGUCAUCUACUGGCAUGCCUGUAGCAACCACGUGUUUAGUUUUUCUGGAGGCUGUGAUAGAAGAAACUCUGAUCAAAGACAGACUUCACAGCACUACUGUGAGUACUGCAUCUCCUAAAAUCUUAUGUCAAACUCAGUAUCGGAAUGCAAAAUUUUGUACCAGGGCCUUGCAUUGUGUAUUAAAUACAUUCAGUGCCUAUGAAGAACCACAAAAACAGUCAUGCCAAGUGUAAAGUAAGUGUGUUGAUCACAGAGCUGCCUUUACAGGAGAACAGGGAGUGCAGGUGGCAAGGCUCUUUCUUAGAUUCCGUGCUUCUUUAGUCCUAAGCAUCUUACCGUCUCUGUAUCAGGAGGUACUUCUUGCAAUCCUGCAGUCACGUCCUGAAGAUUGCUCCUCUUUUGAGACUGGAGAAGUACCAGAAGGAGAAGGGUUUAUGAGCUGACUAAAUGCUAUUCCAAUCUAGAGGUGGGAACGCUGGCUAACCCUCUGUAAAACUGAGGGGUUCAUUUAGUUGAUGACCUCUGCUUGACAGAAUGUGAAUGAUUUUUUUACUGCUGUGAAGCAUACUGUAACAGCUAGGCUUUAGAGUAGUGGUGUGUUUGCUAAUGUAUCAGAACUUCCAGUUUGAUUAGACGAUUUAGGUGUUCACUGGAUCGGAGACUUUAUGCAUGUUGGAGGGGAAGAAAAGCUGUUGGGAGUGAUCUAAUUCCAAGCCUGCCCUAUUGAAGCUGGUGUUCAAACAAUUGCUACACGGCUCUCUGUUCAUGUGUAGUUCCUCCCUGGCUCAGCGAGUCUUGUGCUAUAGAGAGUUAGGCUGCUAAGCAGAUGUUUUGAAAGCUUCAGUUUUACACUGAGCGUGUUGAUAUCUUUCGUGGUUACUGAUUUAGAUCUCUGGUUGCCCUCCACCCCUACUCUAAACAAAGUGGCAGCCAUAUGUGUGAAGCUGAUAACUGUAUUUUCUGCAUAAACUUCUAUGGCGUAAAACAGGUAUGGGAGGAAACUAGCUGUGUGAUAGCAGGAGUGUAUUUUCUUUAAAUAUUACAUGAUAGUUUUAAAUUUAAAAAUGAAUGUGGACUCCCAAGACAAAAGCCAGCCUUAUUUCAAAUGCUUGACUGCCUAUUGCGUUGUCAUAGAUUGGUAGAUGUAGAGUGUUGAAUUAGUUAAAAAGAGAAAUAUAAUUAAGUAUGAAGAAGGAUAAAUCAUGGCUUAAUUUGGUGUUUAGCUUCUUUGUUUUCUGUUGUGAAUAUGAAGCUGGAAUUUUGUUGCAUGUUCACAACUCGGACCCAUAAGGUGAAGAGCUGUUGUGCCUUUGAGCCAAUUGACAUAUGUAUGUGGCAAGUCUGAAGAAGGCAUAUAAGGAAUUAUUUGUGAACUUGAGAGUUGCUUCAAAAAUAUGUGCAGAGCACACUGCUUAACAAAAGGAUAAAGUUCUCCUGUGACAGACAAAUGCCCAGCUAGGACUGCAUGCUGCAUGUUUGUGCAUUGUUAUGCCUGAUGCAGCAACUAGUGGGAGGAAAUGAGAGAAAAAGCAUAUUUUUAAAAGGAAAAUAAUCUUGAGGUUCAUUUUUAAAAAGCAUAUGUUGAAGAUACUUACUAAUGGAAGCUGAAAGCUUGUGGAGUUCCUCUGGUAUUAUUAAGCAAAGGCAGCCUGCUGGCCUGCCAAAGCAAUUAGUUAAGUGUGUGUCUCUUCUUUAAUUCAGAAGGAAAGUGAGCUGAGUUUUUGCCUCUAGCCAAGCAUGUUUUUUCAGUGUUGUUUUGGCACCACAUUAGGAUUUAUGUAAUAUAAAUUAUGCGUUACAGAUAAUGUUUCUUCUUGUUAGGCUGUCAUCAGUUGGUGUCAUUUGGAAAUGUUUUUCCAGUGAGAAACUGCAUCUGUAUUCCAGUUAAGAAAAAGCCAUAGCUCUAAACCCCUGAUUUAUCCCUGUAAAAGCCCCUUAGAAGAAUUUGGUUAGAAUCCUAAAACAGUAUGCAUCUGAGUACAACACAUGUCACAAAUGACACUGAAACCAAUUAUGUGAUGAAAGAGAGCCAUUCUACCAAGUGGAAAGAGUAACUUAUGAACAUUAUAAUAUUAAUAUCUUCACAUACGUGUUGAACUGCUGUAACUAGGAAUUGUAGUUGAUUUUGCAAAAAUCAUUUAGGAAACAUGAAAACACGUUAAUCACAAAACACAUUAUUAAAUUGUGUACUUAAAAAUGUUAUUUUAAAAAAAAAAUUAAUGGAAGAAAAUAAACUACUAUUAAAUCCA